AUUUAAUCGAGUCAACAAAAUAUUUAGUAUUUGACAACGGAUCUAGAAGAUUUUUAUUCAUUGAACAAUACGACCGCUGUCGGCUUCGAAUACUUUAUAAAAUAUAUAUAUACAUAUGUACAGGAUUACGGUACACAUUUUAAACUAAAAGAAUAUAUUCAAUAAAAGUGAAUACAUUCACAAAAUAAAUGUUUCGAAGCUUUCAAAAAAGUCGCAAUAGAUACUAUUAUUCCUUCUUUCUCUUUUUGGUAAUAUUUGUCAAAAUGAUUUUAUAUCCAUUUUGAUGCUAUAUAUACUCUGUCACUGAUUAUCAUGCAAGAAUUAAAACUCAUUUUUGAUAGAAUAAAUAGAAAAAGCAGUAAAAAUAUUCUAAUUAUGCUACGUAUAUAUCAUUAUAAUAUUUUCUUGAUUACCUUACAUAUAUUAAGAUAUAAAACCAGUGAUCAUUUUUAGAAAAAAUUAAAGUAAUGACAAGAUUUACUUUCACUGAUAAAACAAUCAGAGAUUUGACAAGAAACAUUCUAAAUCUGAAUGCAAAGCAAGUUUGAAACGACACUCCUGAAGAUUUUCGACCAAUGUUAUCGUUCAGUUCUUUCAUUUCGACAUUAGGUUACAAUGGUGGCCUCCUGUAUUGAUUAAAGUGGCAUUCACCAGGCCCUGGACAAAUUCUCAUAUAUCUAGGCUCACAAAACUUGUCGUCAGAUAAGAACUUGACACAAUGUUUACAAAAUUUAAAUAGUAGAAAAACCAAUAGUAGUAGGAAUUAUUUCAUCUGUGGGAAAUGUUCGAGUAAGACAUUGUACUUGUUAUUUUUUCAAAUAUCUUGUAUUUCUUACAUAGUAAUAUCAUUGGUCUGGUGGGAUGAUGUGUAGAAAGAAUGUAAAGUGAAUUCCAGAUGACUGUAGUCCACAUCCCGGAUUAUUAUCGUGUUAUAUCUCUCACUAUUCUACAUUGGCUUUCUUAUUAAAGCGUGUCCUCUGUCGCGAUUCUGCAGGUCACCAGAGGUAGCUCACAAAACAGCGUGAAGAUGGAAUUUCUUCUGAUAAUAGUCAGCGCAGGUGAGUUUCUCCAGUUCGUGCAUUUAAAACUUUAAAAUCGCCACUUAAGUACCUGUUCCUUCUUCUUCUAUCGUGUUUUUAGAAUCCCUGUGUGUAUUGAAAGAUCUGCGAUGUAAAUCCAUUCCUGACAAAUUUAAAUUCCAAGACAGCAAUGCACUGAUAUUUUUCUAUUUUCUCCAAACGUGAAAAUAUACCACACAGUGGCAUAAAGACAUUUUAUUCUGACAUCUGCAUGGGACUAUAAAAAGGCAAUUAAGUGAAGAUGGAUGGUGCAUAUUAUUCCCAGUCGAUGUACCAGCGGGAUAAUUAUGGCAUAUCGGUAUCUGUUCCUGGACCGUAUGGGACAUCCCAACCACCUCCAGCAUGUAUAUAUCAGAGGAAUUCAAACCUAGGAUAUGGUGGACACCCAAUGCAAGUGGUUGAACAAAAUGAAUCGUCCAAUACUGUUAAUCACCAAAUGGCACCACAACAGAAUCUCCAGACUACACAAGGGACUGGACAUUCUCCCAUUGCUAAUACCACACCUGCUCACAUGCAAAAUCCCAUGCAAAUGACCCCUGGAAUCAUACCAACGGUGUCUCAACCUCCCCCGGCUCACUCUCAAACGAUGCCCCCCUCUACAACAACAAGUGGUAGUGGAAACGGAAACCAAUCUGGUGGGAAUUCAAAUCAACAUUUACAAUUUCCCUGGAUGAAAACAACUAAAUCACAUGCUCACCAAUGGAAGGCGCAAUGGCCAGGUGCUCAAUUUCCAUUGGAAGAUGAUAACAAGCGGACGCGCACAGCUUACACACGUGGCCAGUUGCUGGAGCUUGAAAAGGAAUUUCAUUUUAACAAAUACAUUUCCCGACCACGGAGAAUAGAGUUAGCAGCGAUGUUGAAUCUUACUGAACGCCAUAUUAAAAUUUGGUUUCAGAAUAGACGUAUGAAAUGGAAAAAGGACGAGGCUAAACGAAGGCCUCGCCCUCUAAACUCUUCGAACAUUAAAAAUGCUGUUUCACCACCUGAAUCUCCCGUCUUGACAGAUUUAUCUCCCGUGUCAAACGGAAGUGAUGUUUCUUCUCCAAAAGAAAACGAAGCGGGUGAAAUUUCCCCAAUGAACAAAAAUGCUUUGGACAAAAACACUCUUUCAUCGCCGAAGGAGGAAGUAGCCACGUGAUAAUGACACACACAGGGUUAUGCGUAUCAAAUACAGUCCCUUGGAAAGCUAACGAAAACAGACAUAUGUGUUCUAUAUUUAAAUUUCAUGUUGGUGAUUUUCCUUCAUUUUAGUCCACUGAGUGUCAUUUUACAGAGUAGAUGCGAAUUGAUACCCAGACAUAAACCAAUAUUGUUUUUUCAUAACAACAACAACUGUCCCCUCAUUCUACUGUUUUAAAUUAAUAUUGUGUAUUAAAUCGUAUGUUACUUAUUUUGUAUUUGAGUCGUGUAAAUGUAGCUCCUUGAGCUGUUAUCAAAGCAUUGCACAGUAUAUUUGCAGUUUAAGGUUACAUGUAUAUUAACGAUCAAUAUAUGUACUACCGGUGCACGAUCAUACAUGUACAUCUGAAAUGUGAACGAUUAAAUGUACAAAUGAGUUACCAAUAUAGACACGCUGUGUAAAUGUUUUUCAGUUCAUCGACAAUUUUAUGUCCAUGUACUUAAAAAUGGUGUUAAUAUUCUUUUAAAUUACAUUGAUACGUGUACACGUGUAUAUGUGAAUAAACACGCCAAUGCAGCGCUC
Ostrea edulis (European flat oyster) is the source of this 2781-nucleotide messenger RNA. RefSeq names its product pancreas/duodenum homeobox protein 1-like. NCBI's taxonomy places the organism in Eukaryota, Metazoa, Mollusca, Bivalvia, Ostreida, Ostreidae. Gene Ontology annotation, cellular component: nucleus. Gene Ontology annotation, molecular function: DNA-binding transcription factor activity, RNA polymerase II-specific; RNA polymerase II cis-regulatory region sequence-specific DNA binding. Gene Ontology annotation, biological process: regulation of transcription by RNA polymerase II. The coding region runs from base 1321 to 2217 and encodes 298 amino acids. The transcript has 3 exons. The record is from RefSeq and is a predicted model, not a curated record.